UGUUCUUUCCACCCGUAAGCGCUCGAGUACAAAAUUUCUUUGAACUGUUUAAGCCUGGCAGAGUAACAGAAUGUCGUAACGAAACUACAACCGCAAACGAAAAGAGUGUAGAAGUAACGCUCCGCCCUCCUUCGGUUUGAAAUUUCAGCUCAUGCGUGAUGUUCAGAAGCAGUCUCUUGCCUACAGUUGUCCGUAGCAACGGCGCCAGAAACAUCAAAUAACUGUUGGGUUUGCGUCGCUUCCUGGUUUCUACUUUCUAGACUAUUGGAAGCAGAAUUAAAAUGUUAAACCGUGUAUCGUGGAAGAGAGUUUAGUGCUUGGCGUAGCGCUCAAGAUCGCUCAAGAUCAAGGCAGGCGCACAUGUUUCACUGACAUAGCCAUGUAUCGAAAACGAUUUGUUCGCGAAGAGUGUCGUUUCGUAACGGAGUAGAGCAGUUAAAGUUUUGUUCUGCGAAGUUAAUGAAAAUGAAAGUAACAUAAAAAGUGUUUGAAGAGUCAAAUGGGUACUGACAACGCUAGCGGAUGGACUUUUGAGAUCGCAAAGGAACUGACUCCAGUAUUCUUAUGACCGAGCAACGCGGGACCUUGAAGCCAGGUGUCGUGUUGUGGCUGUCCGGCACACAGCGAAAGUGUAGCCAUUACUGACCGCCCACAUGUAAAAUCCAUGCGAUCAGCAAUAGAGCCACUUCAAUGAAAUUAACUCCAGAUGACUUUACUUAGAACCGAAUGAAAGACACUGCGUAAGAGAACUGAAUAAUAUAAAUCUGUUAUCAAUGGGAUGAACUUUCUGUCAAUUGGAGACAAUUGAAAUAUGUGACAUUGAUAAGACUGGGUGAGAUGGAAUCGAGUGUUACACUGUGUUCUUCACUCUUCAAUCCGGAAGUGAGAACACGCAACAGCUGCUGCAACAUCAUAACUGAACACCGUACAUCAACGUCACCAUGGAGAUAAGGAACAGGUAGCCCCCUGGAUUAGGUCCAUUUUUGGACGUAGCUUUUCAAAAUGCCGCUUUAGCACAAUGAGCAACAAUCAGCUACAGCAACGGAGACAAUAAAGGAAGUCGGUAACAAUGUACGCAGCAGCCGGGGGACUUUCUCUUGCCCGGAGACAAGCCAGACGCCAGUUGGACAGACGUCAACUGGACAGACGGAGACAACAGCCGAAGCAACAAGCUGUCGACGCCAAACCUCCAUUAAAACCACUACCCCCCAUCCGCCACCGACCAUCCCAUCAGCUUGAAGUACACAAUCACGAUGAAUUGCUGCAUAUGUCGAGGGAGGUGCAAGCACAAUUGCUUGACCGCCCCGCUUGCUCCAGAAUGAAUGAUCAUAUCACCAGUAUCGAUAGCGUCGAUUUAUCAGCAGAGGGCAAGGCGGCAUGGCACGAGAAGGACCGCGAGAGAAAGACAUCUCUUACCGAGGCAGCCGUCAACCAUCGCAUCAAAGCUACGGAGGCGCACCGCAGAUGGAUGAGAAAGAACAGGAUCAACGACUCGUCUUUCGGAGGAAGCAGUUUGAAUGGCCGGAGCUACGCAGGGGGUGUAUUCCAAGCUGCCAACACGUUGCUCUACGUCGGACUGGGGACCUCCGCCUUCGGCCUUAUACUCUCGGGGCUUGGAACCGGAGAUAAGGGCUUCCAAACUUAUGCGCUGCGCCUCAUGGGCCCCGCACUCUUCCUCAGCGGAUUGUUGUGUUGUCUGCUCAGCGUUUUGCUCUGCGUCUGUCCUUCCAAAUGUUGUCGAUGUCACAGGCAGAGACAUAUCCACAAGAAUUCUUUGAAGUGUCACAUCAACAACCACAAACAGCUGCCAUCUACACAACAUUUCAACCAUCAUAGUCUUCUUGGAGCUGUGAAGAGUGAUUCCAAAGAACCUAAACGUACUGAAGAUAUACCAAUGGCAGAUCAAACCAAACUUCUUCAGAAGAGCGUCGAGGGGAACAAUAGAAAGACCGUCUGUAUUGUAACCACCCCACUUGAGACAGCAACGGUAUCUAAUGUACCGGUUCCUUCCGGAUCCUCUGGACAUAUUUCUUAUCAACAACAGAAGCAGCAACAGCAACAUCAACAGCCACAGCACUGUCAACAACACCAACAACAAAUUCCUCAAAAUAUUGUCUCAACUACGUUAUUAUUCUUACAACAUGAACAAAAAUGUUCCUCUUUUAGUAACAAUUUCCAGCCACUACAAACCCCAGCAAUCAAUAUCCCCAAUUUCAUUACUAGCAGUAGUGACGAGGAAGACAUUUUAGGAUCAACGCAUUUACUGGAAAACUCCAUAAGAAAAGACAGUAAUUUUCUAGAUUUAGAAAUGCGACAAUUGGAUUCAAGUAGUUUUGAUUUUAGUAGUUUCGAAAACAGUAACGAUAGAGAAGGGAUUUUAAGAAUUGGACGUGCUAAAAGUGCUGAUACUUGUGGUAGAUAUCGUGAAAGUGAUAAAAGAAGAACACCUUUAAAUAGUGUUUUUAGAAAUGAUGGUGCGACAUUAAUGACAUCUAAGGCAGUGAUCGAAACUACAUCAACAUGUUCUCCAUCAUCAAGAAUCGGGCUUGUCAACCCUGACCCUGAUGCUCAUGAACUAGAAGGAAUGUUGUUAUUAGACGAAGAAUUUCAACCAUCAUCGGCGAUUUCUAAAGACUUGGAUAAUUUAACGUUUUCAGUGGCUGUGUCUUCUUCUUCUUCCCCUGGCAGACAUACAGACAUUGACAAUUUGUUGCAGAAUGAGAUAGUUCUAAGUCCAUCGAAACUGCAGCAGACUACAAGAAAGUAAUGAAUGAACUGUGUUAUUAGCAAACAAGAAUAAAAAUUUUAAAGGCUUAGUAUAUAUUUUUUUUAUUUUCAAAAUUUUGCUUACUUUUACUUAAAAGAGAGAGAUAGAGAGAGAGAGAGAAUAAAAAAGAAAACUCUGGAAUAAUGGCGCUAUACGUUGCCUUUCAUCUUUCUACUAUCAACGAUCAUGGGUAGCUUUCUUGCCCAAAAUUAAUAUUACUAUAUGCCUCUAGGUUAUAUCUUAAAAUAUUUUUACUUACAAAGUGUUGUAGUCAGAGAGCAGAUGAUAAUUUCUACAUUUAAACUAUUAAAAUUCCAAAGAAAAUAUGAACCAUUUGCAAGACUGUGCUAUAAUUACUGCAGGUACCAGUUAUUUAGUGCUCACUUCUGAACAGAGGUGUCUAUGAUAUCACUGAACAGAGUUGUCUAUGAUAUCACUGAACAGACGAUUUUUCUUCCUGCUGCUACCAUUUUCAUCCAUAUCUGUGAAAACACUUGUCAGUUAUUUAUAAAUUUAGCAUACGAAUCACGAAUGCUUACAUUACACGAUCAGAUAUUUUGAUAUCUUGACAAGAAAUAACUAACAAUAGGCCUAAUGUAAAAUAGAAAAUAAAGCAGUGAUUUUAUAUAA
This is a messenger RNA of Cryptotermes secundus, 3397 nucleotides long. RefSeq lists its product as uncharacterized. The transcript is spliced from 6 exons. The coding region runs from base 1070 to 2767 and encodes 565 amino acids. The record is from RefSeq and is a predicted model, not a curated record. Lineage: Eukaryota; Metazoa; Arthropoda; Insecta; Blattodea; Kalotermitidae.